ACUUUAUGAACUUUUGCAAAUUUGUUGUUGACACUAAUUUAUAUGGCUUUCGUUGUUUAACUAAUUUGUAUUUACUGAAUUCUUUUACAUAGCAGAUUUCGUAGAUUUUCUUUAACGAAUAACCAAGAAACCCGUUUUGUUCGUUUAGUUGUACAAUUUGAUUCAGACACACUACCAAAUUAACCGUUAAGCAAUAUACUCGUAUUUAAACCGUUACAACAACAAACACCAUAAAACAUAUUCUGUAAAAUACUGCAUUGAUCUCUUUGUCGCAAACCGCUGCGUCUCUGUCUAACUCUUUUGUGUACGUCCCAUUUAUGACCUCUAUCUUCUCCUAUCCAUCUGUAAAACUGUCUUACACCUUUCAUUCUAUGCGACUUUGUGCAAAGCUUCUCUAACAUAUAACACUUCCUCGAGAGUUAUUGUUACUUGCACACUUUUUUUUUAGGUAUUUAAGACUUCCCUCAGAACCUAAAGCAUGUUUUAUUGCAUUCAGUAUUAAUUUUAGCCUAAUUUUCGAUUUUAUAAAAGUUCUUUGUACAAUUUUUUUGCAUGUUCUACAACUAAGAAUGUGAGUGUAUUUUAUAUUAAAUGUGUUGUCUUUAACAAAUUAUGCAUAUCCAACUCUUGGAUAUACAUAAGUACGUAUAUAACUCAUUCUACAAGCAACAAAGUAACCAAAUCUCCUAAUAUUAUAUACAAAUAAACACCUAGCUAAAGUUAAAAGAGGGAUCGACUCGUAAAUAAAAUACUCUUUAUUUUAGAAAAUAAAAAAAACAGAUGUUGACACAGGGUGAACUUAAUUUUUUUUUUUUGCAAAGAGGCUGAAUAAUAUUUUCACGUGAAUUUGACGGUUCGCUUCUAAUUUAUAUAAUAUACUGUACUGUACUGAAAGCAAGUUCAACCCUUUAACAAUUAUCCAUGCAAUUAAGUUUUUACUGCAUACGCAAUAAUAAGUAAUUUCAGAAUUAAUAUAAUAAUUAAACUAUAUAAUUAUCACGCUACAUUUUAUAUUAAUUUUUCGCUCAGCGUGCAACUCUGCACAGUUAGUGAGCUGUGAACAUAGCCAUGCUCGCUCAGCUGAUGUCGUUAUUUGACAGCCAACAAGUUGCCGCCAAAAUACAAACAAGUGAGCACCGGUCAACAAUUAGAAAACGUGUUUAAUUCUUUAGAUUAACGUAUUUAAAUGGUUAUUCUAUAAACAUAGCUUUAAUUUGUUAUUUGUUACAUGUAAAAAAUGUCUAAAGUUAAAAGUGACAAAGUGACGUCGAAAGAUAGUGUACAUGGUGAAAACAGUGAAGAUUCGUGCGGUGAUGACACAGCCAGCGUCAGCACUAAUAAUACCUCUCGCAGCAAAUCACCAACCACACGGCGAUCUCGUGGUCAUAGGCGUAGCAACAAAUCAAAAGCACGUAAACCUGCAUAUAAAUAUGAUUACCAUGUGAAGGAAAAUCAUGGACAGGCGAUUUUUGGUAUUAGUUUCAAUCAGUGGUUGGGGAACGAUCAGCCACUCAUUUUCGCCACAGCAGGUAGCAACCGCUGCACCAUUUAUGAGUGUCCACGCCAAGGUGGUAUAAAAUUGCUCAUGUGUUACGCCGACCCGGAUCCAGACGAGGUGUUCUACACAUGUGCUUGGUCAUACGACAUUAAAACAUCACUACCCCUGAUUGCCACGGCUGGUUAUCGUGGUGUGAUUCGGGUUAUUGAUGUGCAAAAAAAUGAAACUGUGGGCAACUACAUCGGCCAUGGGCAAGCCAUUAACGAACUGAAAUAUCAUCCACGACAGCCGCAUCUCUUAUUAUCUGGUAGUAAAGACCAUGCGAUACGCCUUUGGAAUACACAAUCGCACGUGUGUAUAGCAAUUUUUGGUGGUGUAGAAGGUCACCGGGAUGAGGUGCUUUCUAUCGAUUUUGAUUAUCGUGGCGAACGUAUUAUGUCCAGUGGCAUGGAUCACUCUUUAAAACUGUGGUGUAUAAAUACAGAAGAUUUUAAGGAGAAAAUCGAAUUUUCGCGUACAUUCAAUCCAAACAAAUCACAGCGGCCUUUUCCAACCAUAAUGCAGCACUUCCCCGAUUUCUCCACACGAGACAUUCAUCGAAACUAUGUGGAUUGUGUGCAAUGGUUUGGGGAUUUCGUCCUAUCUAAAUCAUGCGAGAAUUCUAUAAUUUGCUGGAAACCCGGACAACUGCAUCAAGGAUUGUCGCAACUCAAACCCAAUGACCCAUCAUGUACCAUUAUAGCCGAAUUUGACUAUGAUGAAUGUGAAAUAUGGUUUGUUCGAUUCGGAUUUAAUCCGUGUCACAAGAUAAUUGCUUUGGGAAAUCAGCAUGGUAAAGUGUACGUGUGGGAACUCGAUCCCAGUGACCCUGGGCACACAAACACGAGUACACUAAAUAAUUUAAAAUGCAAUUCUCCUGUGAGGCAAGUGGCAUUCUCACGUGAUUCCAGUGUUCUCGUCUAUGUAUGUGAUGAUGGUACAGUCUGGCGAUGGAACAAGACCAAUGUCGUACAAAAAACGCCAUAAAGAUCUCACAAAGAGAGAGAGAGUGAUCAUUUUUAUACUUUUCUUAUUAUUUAGUCGCAGUAGGAGCAAUUUAGUAUGCAAACUAACCAAAUCGAAAAUGCCAAGUAAAAUAUACCAAACUGAGAAACGGAAAAAAUGUUGAAACUGUUUGUUUUUGGUAGUUUAAUAUUACAUAAGUCUAUCAUAACUAGAUAUAAAUUUUAAUAGAUAAGGAGAUAAAUGUUGUGCGUAAACGCUCAAGAACGCUUUCAAAUAUG
This is a messenger RNA of Bactrocera dorsalis (oriental fruit fly), 2781 nucleotides long. Its product is annotated as polycomb protein esc. The record is from RefSeq and is a predicted model, not a curated record. The transcript is spliced from 4 exons. Bases 1238 to 2524 code for a protein of 428 amino acids. NCBI's taxonomy places the organism in Eukaryota, Metazoa, Arthropoda, Insecta, Diptera, Tephritidae. Gene Ontology annotation, cellular component: ESC/E(Z) complex. Gene Ontology annotation, biological process: negative regulation of transcription by RNA polymerase II. Gene Ontology annotation, molecular function: nucleosome binding; protein binding.